GCCGGUUCGUGCGGUCGUGUUUGUUAUUCUCACCGUUUACUUGCGAUAUUUAUUUUUUACUCCAAUAUUUCUCUUAUACCGUAACCAUAAACAUCAUCCUCAACCACGCGAAUGUUCUCAUAAUUAUUUUUUAAAAAUUCAAAAUUAUUUUUAUUAUUUUAUGCAGAUUUUCAAAGAGUAAUUAAGUAACAAGUCUAAGUGGAAUCCAGUGCAAGCGACACAUCGACAGUGAGAACUUAUUUUAGUUGGUGGAAUUUUAAAAAAUAGAUUUACUGAACCGGAAGUUGGAUUCCCUACGACAACCCGUGGAUAUUACUCUUCGUAGCUGCCAAGGAAGACGACGGAUACGAACGUAAGAGGCCAAGUGUAGGAUGGGCUCGUCACUGCGAGGAAUCGCGGUACAGUGAAGAGGAGGAUCCGUUAAGAAACGGAGGUACAAGACGGAGUAUGCCGUCGUCGCAAAAUGCCGCCACUGAGCGGCGAAACGACAGGAUGAUUUCACACGAACCGCCAAAAUUGAAAACAACUUUAAAGACUUCGCCGAAACAGGCAACAAAUCCACUGCAGUUUGUUAAAGUCGGGCCAUGUUCACUUUAUCGAACUGCUCAGGAGCAGUUGCAGAAGGUACAGGAAGUCAAAAAAGUUAAACAAGAAGUACGUGAUGACCCAGAAGACUGGCAAUCGAAUUUGGAUAAUUGGAAAAGCAGCCGAAGGAAGCGACAAGAACACAUUAUCGAACGAGUCGUAGAAGUUAAGAAACUCGAAUUAGAGGAACAUGACAGGCAUAGACGUCGGAGUAAAACGUUUUCAGAGAUGAUGGAGGAACGCAGUAGCCGGGGUAGAAAAUUGAGUAUGAGCCUGGCGCUGUAUCACGAGGAAGAUUCAAAUGAUUUGAGCGAUCUCGGGAUUGGGACGAGCAGCGGUAAAAGUUCUGUAAGCGGCGACACCCACGACGACACACAGAGUGUUCUUAGCGAUCGAGAUAGCGAGAUUGACAAGAAUCAUUCGGAUCUAGACAACACGUCUCACGAAAAUGGCAAUACCAAUGACAAUAAUAAUAUCAGUCCGGUGACAAAUACCGUCAACGUCAUGCCGAUAACUAAAAUGGCGAUUAGUAAAAAAUCUUGUUCAUUCGGCAACGGGUUUCAAGACGAUCAGCGAGAAUACGAUUCUGGGACAACGGCAACAACUAGUUCACCAGAACCUGAUGAGUACAAUUACGAAGGAGCUAUUCGUUAUAAUAGAGCGCCACCGCAAACUCUUCCUAGAACCUCAUUAAUUAAACACGAGUCUAAAUUAGACAAUAAAUCAAUAGUGUACGAGGAAGGUAUUGCUGCAAGUGAUAAAAGUAUUCCCGUUGUUAAGGUCGAUGUGCUAAAACGCCGUGAAAUAUUUGAAAAAGCCGCACAAAAGACCGCUGAUAACAAAGUUAACAACAACGCGAGCAAUCGCUCAUCGGGUGAUUUUUCAUCUUCGGUAUCUAUCAAAGAGAGACUUUUGAAUCUUGAAAAACAAACAGUGGAAACUGGUGAUGAAGAAGAAAAAAAUACAAAAGUUAUUGACAGGCUUUCUGGUGAUAUGACGACAAUACGGGAACGGUUGAGUUGUUUAGAGAAACAAGUAUCGGUACGUGAAAAUAAAACAUCACGUAAAUUAAGCAGUGAUGAGUUUGAACCCGUUCGACCUUUGCGUGAGAGAUUAUCAACACUAGAGAAAUAUGCCAGCAGUGAUGAUUAUUCGUCUGUUCCACCUCUUCCUCCAGUGAAACCGCAACCGAGUCCAAGGCAACACGUUGAAUUUACGACGAAAGUUAAAGAUCGUCUAUCUGUUUUAGAUUCCUCAAGAAGUAGUAAUCAUAAUAAUAAUAUUAAUAAUAAUAAUAACAAUGUUAAUAAUAAUAAUAAUAUUAAUAAUAAUAAGGAUGUUGAAAAGAAACCGGUAGAUAAACAGAUCCUACGUUUCACUAAUCGUGAAAUGAUAAACGAAACAUCAACGCCAAGUGAGAGAAGUUCUUCUCCAGAUUCAGAGUACCGGGCGCCACGUGCUACCUUCCACCAAAGUCUUGACUCAUUGGAUGCCGACGCGUCCAGUGAACCCGACACAUUCGACCGCGUUCAGAGUCUCGAAGAGUUGGAUUAUGUAAGAAGAAGAUAUCCGACCUCAGUAUCGUCUGCUGAAAUUCUAAAUGAUACAGACCGCGAAGAUUCUGGAAUACACACCGCCGACGUCAGCUGUUCAGUCAGUCAGGCUGACGAACCAGUUGACGAAGAAGUCGCCCAUCCUGGAACUUCAAUUACUGUUCAAGUUCGGGAACCAGUCCAAGAUGAUCGUAAUGAUGGUGAUAAUGAUGAUGAUGAUGAGGAAGAUGAUGAACAAGUGGUUACUGAAUGCAAUCAACUUGAAAAGUCAGAGCAACACAAAGAUGAGGAUUCAAAGGCGGAAAUAUCUCAAGAGAAAAGUAAAGAGAAAGUUGAUAGCCAGCUGGAAUCGGCAGUGAUAAUAGAGGAAUCAAUUGUUAUCGGUAGCAGUUUCACUUUAGAACCCGAGCAGCGCUCAUCAGAGUCAGUCGAGCAAGAAGAAGAAGAAGAGGAAGAAGAAGAAGAAGCCCGAGCGAGUGAAUCGACGAGCAGCGGCAACCAGAGCGCAGAGUUACCUCUUACUUGUCCCAACGUUGAAGCAGCCAACAACGCCGCUCCCCCAGUUAUUGUAGUCGACCAGGAUAUUUAUCAAGACUCUCAGUCUGAGUCAGUGGCUUCUUCAACGCCGCUGUCAUACGAGACAGAAUCAAACAUAUCCGACUACGAUAAACCGACAGUUGUUUCUCCAAUUGCCAUGGAGUUUAUUGAUACUUCUAUGUCUUUAUCUAAAUCUAUUUUCCCACUGAAUUUAUCAAGUGAUGAAGAAAUAUUAAACGGACUAAUUUUCCCUCUGGGACCGCCAUCGAGCGUAGAGCCACCAAAGGAAAAACCACCUCCACCACCAACAGAUUUAAGCGACGAAGAGAAUCAACCGAUCGAGCCUUUAAAGCGAUUAAAUUCAACCCGUCGUAUUAAAAAGGAAUUACGUACACGUCGCUCGGAUUUCUUGGGAAUCGAAGGGGUUAACGACGACGACCUGGAAUUCAGUCUCGCGAAGCCGCCAGAUAUGGCUGCGAUAUUGGCCGAGGAGAGACGGAUCGAGCAAAUGCAUCGUCGUUCUUACGACACCGACAGCAACUACGAGCAAGACUCUAGCCACGAGCGAGACUCGGGUGUGGAGCUCAGUCACGUCGAGGACUGGAUUAAGCAGCCAGUGAGUCCAGACAUGUCACAGCACAGCCGUCAGAGCAGUGAACCGUUUGGUGCAAGUGUCACUUCCUCCGAGGAAGACGAGAUUACCAAGAAAGAACGUGAAAUCAUUGAAGUGCUCGAGAAGGAAGAGCAGUGGCGUUACGGCAACGAUCGUGAGCAGAACAGCGACAUUGGCGAAAAACUCGCGCACAAACUCCGAGAACUCGAGGAGGAGAAGAUGCAGCUGGAGCGUGAACGAGCUCAGGAAGUGGUGUUGCAUCGGCAAGACGACUCGCUGCGUAAGAACGAGGAGAUACAGCCGCGCAACUCCGAGGAAGACCAUUUGCGAAAUCAACAACAGCAGCAGCAGCAGCAGCAACUGAUUCUACAGCAGCAGGAAAUAACGAUGCAGUCGGAAGUCAUCCGUGAUGAGGAGAUGGAGCUCAGGGAGCAGGAGAAGUUGAGGUUUGAGGUGGAACGUCUUAAAUUACACGAGGAUAUCUACGACAAGGAACGGAGGAAUGUUGAUAUUCGUCGUCAAGAUGACGUACAUCUCAGAUCUAUCGACCGCCCGACCCGUCAACCAGAACAUACUGUCGUAAAUGCCGUCAUGUGUGAUCACGACGACGAGUACUCGUCCGGGGAAGUUCUACGUGUUGAGCGAGAACUUUUGCAGUUAGAGCAAGAGGCACUGAAACGUCAGCGUACAAACAUGGUUUACCGUGAGCAAAAACAGCAGCAGCUCGCUGAACAGUUACAAGAGCAAUGGCAAUCUCUGCAAAACGUUAAUUACGCCGGCAACAUUGUCCACGCUACCUAUCAGAACAUCGACAUGGCCAACUACCGGUCCUCGAUGCCGAAUCUCCAGCUUCAGGACAAUCAGCGCCGACGUCCGGCACCUCCGCCCAUACCUCCGGCGAAGCCAUUAAGAUUAAUCGAUCAACGGCAACGAGACAUGACCAUCAGAAACAGUAGGAUUCCAUCAGCAGAUUCAAUUCCACAGCAGGUGGAUGCUUCGCUUCGUCACAGUACCUCGGCAAUCGCGCUAUCAACUCACGCUGGUCAGCAGAUGACCAAGCAGACUCUCAAUGCUCUGAGUGCAGUACCAAGAACGCGUAUUGUUAAAAACGAUCAGUGGGUUCAGCGGAGAAAGAGUGACGGGCCUCGAAUUAUCAGCCAGGAUUUGAAUUACCAGCACUGGCUCAUUCAAGAGGCAGAACAGAGGAGAAUUAAUGAGAAAAACCAACGCUCACCCCCACAGAGAAAACCACAGCAACACGUGACUGGAACUUCCGUACCUUACACUGCCACAACAACUUCAUAUAAAUCUGAAGGUAAACCAUUACCCGAUUCAAUUAUUCAAACACUUACUCAGAGAAUACAAAAUAGAGCACAGGAGAGACCGCUGCCUCUUCGACGGAGGAUUGACCACAGUGCCAGCCAGGAACAUUUGCCCCAGGCGCAUCAUCAGCCGUCAGCGCAUCUCGCCAUGAUGCAUCAAAAAGCACAUCAAUCACCUGGAACGUCUGCUGGCGAGUCUCAGGAAAAAUUGCUGAGCGUCAGUGGAAAGAAAAAAUGUUCUCACUGCGGCGAUGAGCUGGGACGAGGAGCAGCGAUGAUUAUAGAAAGUUUGCGCUUGUUUUAUCACAUGGAAUGUUUCAAAUGUUGUGUCUGUCAUGUGCGUCUCGGUGACGGACUUAUGGGAACGGACGUUCGCGUUCGUAAUCAUAAACUCCAUUGCCACAAUUGCUACUCAAGCGACGACGGCGUCAAGUUCAGCUGCGUGUAAAAAUAAUAAAAUAUUUCAAUGAAAUAUCAGCCAUUAUACUCUGAUGUGUGUGUAAAUAGAAGAGAAAAAAAUAUAUGAGUGCCACAAGGAGUCUAAGAGUUAAAAUAAAUUUUAAUUUAAAAAUAGCCAUACUCCGGAUGAACUCGAAUGGGUAUUUAAAUUUAAAAACUAAAAAAGUAUAAAUAAAUAAAUAAUAUUUCUCCUUAACUGUCACGUGUACAUACAAGUGUGUAUUUAUGUAAUUAAUGCGUAAUUAGAUUUUAAGCAGAUAGUGCAAAUUGAAUGUCAAUUAAACUUUGAGAUAAUUAUUAUCACGGCGGUUAACCGCUGAAAGUAAUGUCAUGUGUUGUGUGUAAAUUAUUGUAUUAUAGGAUGUGUAAUAAUAUUUAUGAGAGCCCUCGUGCCACCUCAUGGGUUUAAAAUAUUAAUUGGCUUUAAUAGAAGCUCAAUUAAUAAAGAUUUUAUUUUUUGUUCUUAAUUAUUUUAUUUAAAAAAAAAAAAACUUAUCGUUUCUUUAUUAAAUUUGUUAUAAAUCUUACAUACAUAUAUAAUUAUAAAUGUUAAAGAAAUAAAAUAAAAAUGGAAAAUAUAUGUAAUAUCUCUUCUGAAGCGCUUAGCGAAACGGAGCAGAUAAUCUACAAUUUCAAUUUAUGAAAUAUAAAAAAUAUAAAUAUAUUAAAUUACUAGCGUCAGUAAUUGCCUCUAAGAAUCAUCAUCACGUACUGUGAAAUAUUGUAUAAUAUAAUAUAAUAUAAUGUAAGUUUAUGUUAUUGAAAAAUGUAAUUUCAUAUUUAAAAAUAAAUGUUCAUUAUAAUUAAAAAAAUUGAUGC
This is a messenger RNA of Microplitis demolitor, 5888 nucleotides long. It is a transcript of the gene smash, whose product is annotated as J domain-containing protein DDB_G0295729. The transcript has 16 exons. The record is from RefSeq and is a predicted model, not a curated record. Gene Ontology annotation, molecular function: myosin II head/neck binding. Gene Ontology annotation, biological process: regulation of focal adhesion assembly; positive regulation of stress fiber assembly. Gene Ontology annotation, cellular component: stress fiber. Bases 448 to 5058 code for a protein of 1536 amino acids. NCBI's taxonomy places the organism in Eukaryota, Metazoa, Arthropoda, Insecta, Hymenoptera, Braconidae.